Messenger RNA from Oncorhynchus kisutch (coho salmon), 5020 nucleotides. RefSeq names its product calcium channel flower homolog. The record is from RefSeq and is a predicted model, not a curated record. The coding region runs from base 528 to 1028 and encodes 166 amino acids. Gene Ontology annotation, biological process: vesicle-mediated transport. Gene Ontology annotation, cellular component: membrane. Lineage: Eukaryota; Metazoa; Chordata; Actinopteri; Salmoniformes; Salmonidae. The transcript has 5 exons.
CCACCCACAAUGCAACGCGGACGAACCUGGGGGAUCCUCCGAGAAGACGGGACAACAAAAAAAAGAACAGAUUAGAGACAAGUUAAGACAAAGCAGGUCGUUAAAACGAUAAUUUGUGAAUGGUGUAAUUUAAUAGUGGUAGCUCUAGCUGCCUAAUUUUAAGAAAAAAAAAUUGUUUAGUAAGUUCCAACUUUGUUAGUGGAGGUUAGCGGUGUGACAGAAGCCAGACUUUGCUUUGGCGACAGGGACAGCAGAGUUAGCCAGCUUCAUAGCUAAUGUUAGCUGUCAGCUAUCUUGACAACAAACAAUGCUCCGUUGAUAACCAUAGUUUGUUAUUUAGCUAGCCAGAGUAUAGACCGGAUCAAAGAUAUCAUUAAAACACACAUCUCUGUGAUUUCUUCAACUAUCAACAAGACCAUUGACGUUGGCUAACUAACGUUAGUUUUCCUUGUCCAAGUGAGCCACAGCCGGUAGUGGCUAUUGUUAAAUUAACUGAGGCGAGUCGCUGAAUCAUUUACUGGGUCAAAAUGAACAUCGACGAGGCGGCAGCUCCGAAACCUGUCACCGACGAUGAUGGUAUGACAUGGUGGUACCGAUGGCUCUGUAAAAUCGUUGGGGUCCUGGGCGGAGUAUCAUGUGCCAUCUCAGGAGUGUGGAUGUGUGUCACUGUCAACCCUUUAAACAUCGCUGCUGGAGUAUGGAUGGUGUUGAAUGCCUUUGUGCUGUUCCUGUGUGAAGUUCCAUUCUGCUGCCAGUUCAUUGAGUUUGCAAACGCAGUGGCAGCUAGAGCUGACAAAUUCAAGCCAUGGCAGAAAGCCUUCUUCUACUGCGGGAUGGCACUGGUUCCCAUAUUCCUGAGCUUCUCCAUCACCACUUUGUUUGGAAAUGCCAUUGCCUUCGCUACGGGAGUCCUCUAUGGUCUCGUCUCACUGGGCAAAAAGGGUGAUGCGGUGAGUUACGCCAGGCUGAAUCACCAGAAACUGGGGGAUGAGGAGAAGCUGACCGGGACGACUGAUGGGUCAAUAUAGUGACAUGGCUCAUCCCUCCGGUCUCACAGAGGAACACUAUCCUUUAUCAAGGGAUAAAGAUGUCAACCCCUCUCCCCCACCAUCUCUUUUACCCCACCUCUCCCUCUCUGUUACUGGGUUUAUUUAUGCAUCUAAACUGCUGCAUCUUUAAUGUCUUAUUUGAUGAAAUGUGUCUGUAUAGAUUUGAUGUAAUUUGGUCCUUUUAUAGUGUGAAUUUAGUUUGACAUUUUAGUUCAUGUAAAGGUUUAGCGGUUGUUUUAAUGUUUUUUUUUGUGUGCUGUUUUGUUGUCCUGGUUACUGGGGUAUCCAUUUUUUGCAAGUAGGAAAAGGAAUGUACCAUUUUAGCCAAUCCGCCUUUCAGGAAACCUGGGCGAUGGUGAAAGUGGAAUUGUAGUUUUUGUUAAGGAUUUUCCCAAGUCAUCUUCCUCUGUUUGUGCCACCGGCAAUUGGAAAUUCGGCCAUUGGGACAGUAAUCCCAAAUGUAUAUCCACCCAGUGUACCCAAAGAUGGGAGUCCUCUUUUAUAUUGAUUACUUGAGAUAUGAAGUAACCAAUAUUCAGUUUUCAACUGAACACUUUGAACAAACAUUGACAACAUUGCAUGUUUACAGAGGACAUAGGAUUCACUGUGACAUAGUUCUAACAACGGUUUUCAGUGCACAGAUAAGAUGGAACUAUCUUAUCAGCUUUUGGGGCAUUCUACAAAUUUGCUUGUAAUCAAACAGUCACAGGUUGCUACAGGUUGUGUAUAUCAUGAGAAGAAAAACAGAUUAAGGGCUCAAUUCAAUACAUCUCUCUGAAGUUCAGCGCUGUAGUGCAAUUGAAAUUCAAAGGUAAUGUUCCCACUUUCGUGGAGACUGCAUUCACGGUAAACGAUGCACGUGUCGGCUCAAUCGGAAACUACUUUAACAUUUUAAUCACGCUAUAGCGCUGAACCUCUGCGAUACGAAUUGAAUUAGGUUCUAAAGCACUAUAGCCUUUCUUUAGGGCCCAUCUAUUGUUGUUCUCUUCUGGAACCUGAAUUGACCUAGAACCCGGUUGAUCUAUGCCACUUCAGAAUGUUUGUUUUCGACUCUACAAAUCCUAGUGCGAUCUAGCCUUCUGACCCAUGGAAGCAGAAUGUUAAAGUUUUAAGGACUGUGAUGAGAUAAUGUCUUGAUUCAGAGACUAAUAGUGUUUAACACAGCACACAAAGCACAUAUUAGGCCUUUUCCUUAGUCAGAUAGGAGAUACAAUCUUCUGUCCAACCUCUGAUCACAGGUGAAAUGUGUUCAGCAACAUGCUGUUGUUUUUUUGGUUGACUCUUUUGGUGAAAAGUAAUGCAUAGAGUUAACUUGUUUGGCCACACCUCUUACAGUAGUGCAUCUCGCACAUUAUCUCUGGAUUGGAAAACAUUUCAAUCAGUAAAAUGGUCACCCAUGAUUGGUUCUCAGUUAGGCAUAUUUUUAUUUUCUAUAUACAUCAUACAGGGUAACUAGCAAGAACACUAUUGAAGGUCACUUUAACCAAUGCAUAGGUACUAUCCACAUACACAUACAAAUGAACCAGCUUUUGUUAAACGGAAUCAAACACUACAGGCACACAAGCGAUAUUAUAUCACUUAGAAAUAUAUGGAACACUAUUUAGGCUCAUAGUUCAAAAUAAUAUGCAACAUAGGCGUGUUAGCAGCUAUCUAAUGUAGCUUCACAGUUAACUAGAGCGUUGGGCCAGUAACCGAAAGGUUGCUAGAUUGAAUCCCCGAGCUGACAAGGUAAAAAUGUGUCUUUCUGCCCCUGAACAAGGCAGUUAACCUACUGUUCCUAGGGUGUCAUUGUAAAUAACAAUUUGUUCUUAACUGACUUGCCUAGUUAAAUAAAGGUUCAAAAUAUAUAUUUCAAUAGUUUCAGAUAUUAUGCAUUUUACCAACAUUUUCAUUACUGUAACAGACCAAAAAAAGUUAUAAACAAAUCAAUAUUUUAUUUUAACAUUGCUCCCCUAAUGAAAAGGCUUGAGUUAAACAUAACACUGAAAAUAAAUAUUUCAAAUGAAAUAACUUUUUCCCUAUUUGAGCUCUUCAGCAAUUUUGGUAAUGAGAAGGCCAAAUGGGGUACUCUAGAUGAUGCAUAAUGGAUGAAUAAAACCUGAUUGGAGUUUUUACAGGAACUAGAACAUUUUUUGACACAUGUCCAGACACUAUGUAAUAAAUAUAGUUUAAUGUAAACUUUGUUUUAUUCAAAUAAAUUAAGCUUUAUAAAAUGACCUGAGAAUUUAAUCCGGGUGCAUUUCGGGAAUAAGAUUUUGGGGUGAAAAUGUGAAAAAUUCGGGUAAAUGUAAAAUGGGUUUAAAACAAGACUCCUUCCCCAAAAGACAUCUUGGUUCUCGGAAUGAUAGUCGAUUUUGGCAGGUUCAUCAUGGUUUUGUAACUCAAUUUGCUAGACAUAUUCUAAAAGAGAUUCACCCCAUAUACAAGAGGGACACUAAGCCUUACCUCUGGGCACAUACAAGUCCUUAAUGGUUACACUAUAGCGUUAUGGAACAAUGAUCUAAAAUAUUUUUUACUUAACUGGGAAAGUCAGUUAAGAACAAAUUUGUAUUUACUAUGACAGCUGGAUGAGAUACAGCCUGGAUUUGAACCAGGGACUGUAGUGACACCUCUUGCGCUGAGAUGCAUUGCCUUAAACUGCUGCACCACUCUGGAACCUCAAACACUAACAGCUUGCCCCAUGCAAUAGGAAUGAGUUUUGCAGCCCAGACCUCUAGUUUGCUUUAAAGUGUUUCUGUGUAUUCUUCUGUUUAGUUAUGUUGAAUCGAAGUGAAUUUAGUUUGUCUUUGUUGCUUUUUAUGAUGUAAUGUACUAUAAGGUCAAAAUGAGCAUACUAACUUGGUUGCUAGUUAUAUGGGGGUGCGUUUGUAAAUUCACUCUGGAGUGCCAGAGCGCUUUGGGCGUCCGUAAAUUCAGAGCGUUUUGCUCUGGCCAAGGAGUAGGGUUGAUCCGAGCGUUCUGACCUUAACGGCAGUCAAACUAUCCGGCUAAAAUGAGCUAGCUAGAUAGCUACUUCCAUACAAAAAUUAGAGAACACCUCACUCUGACCAUUUUACUCACCCUAGCAGAGCUGUUUAGGCUUUUUUCAUGUUAUCCAGAGCAUUGGUGACUAACUUUGCUGCAAAUUUGCAUUUUUGCCAACAUUUACUGACACCAGUCAUGUCGAACGUUCUUAAAUUCAUCAGUUAUAGUAGAUGGCCAGAGCAAAUUUACGAACUCGCCCAUGGUAUUCUCUCCAUAUGGAUCAACAUUUUUCCUCCUAGUUAUUACUUGUGAUUUAAAUAUCUAACCUUUAAUUCAUGAAAAACUCUCAAAUACAAAGGCAACACAUAAUCCAAACACUUGGAAUUUAAACUGCAGAUAUUCAACAUCAAGACAUGGAUGUUAAAUCUGAAAAAUACCACAUUUUAAAACAUUCGAACCAGAAAACUGAUAUAGCAAUGAAUGAAAGAUCCAUGCAUAGUUAAAGCGGCACUAGGCUGUUUCUGAUGACCAACUUUCUGAAUGAUUAGGGUUGAGUGGGAUUUGAAUAAAGUCCAUAUUAAUUUGAUCAAACCGUUUUGUGUAAUCCUUAUGGGUCACCAAGAGAUUCCUCAAUUCACUAAGACCUCACUCAAAGUGCAAGUUCACUUCUAAAAGAAACAAUUGUUAAUUCAAUCAAGCCUCCUGUCCUGUGCCAUCUAGUCAAGGGUGAGUCCUCAGUCCCAUUACAGACUGAUGCAGUUCAGUCAGUCAGGUUCAUUUGUGUUUGGGUGAUUUGGGCUUCCUUGGUUCCUUGGUCUUCUUGGUUAACUCCGGGUUGUUAUGACUAGCCUUGAUCUCUGCCUCCCAAUGUUUCUUCACCACCGUGUACAACCUCAUGGUCGCCUGGGCGUCUUGGACCUGCAACACAUUCUCAGACAUUGGCUACGGUUCACAGUUGUACUACUGUAUAUGUGAGCUACAAAAUAAAAAGAUUGAUAAAAAGUUGA